Messenger RNA from Alexandromys fortis (reed vole), 769 nucleotides. RefSeq names its product stathmin 2 (gene Stmn2). Gene Ontology annotation, cellular component: cytoplasm; neuron projection; growth cone. The coding region runs from base 69 to 608 and encodes 179 amino acids. NCBI's taxonomy places the organism in Eukaryota, Metazoa, Chordata, Mammalia, Rodentia, Cricetidae. The transcript is spliced from 5 exons. The record is from RefSeq and is a predicted model, not a curated record. Gene Ontology annotation, biological process: neuron projection development; regulation of microtubule polymerization or depolymerization; microtubule depolymerization. Gene Ontology annotation, molecular function: tubulin binding.
CUCUCGCCGCGGCUACAGCAGGACCCUUCUUUGCCUUCGCCACCGCUCCACGCGUGCACAUCCCUACAAUGGCUAAAACAGCAAUGGCCUACAAGGAGAAAAUGAAGGAGCUGUCCAUGCUGUCGCUGAUCUGCUCAUGCUUCUACCCGGAGCCUCGCAACAUCAACAUCUACACCUAUGAUGACAUGGAGGUGAAGCAGAUCAACAAGCGAGCCUCUGGCCAAGCUUUUGAGUUGAUCUUGAAGCCACCAUCUCCCAUCUCAGAAGCUCCACGAACUUUAGCUUCUCCAAAGAAAAAAGACCUGUCUCUGGAGGAGAUCCAGAAAAAGCUAGAGGCUGCAGAGGAAAGAAGAAAGUCUCAGGAGGCCCAGGUGCUGAAACAAUUGGCAGAGAAGAGGGAGCACGAGCGAGAAGUCCUCCAGAAGGCUUUGGAGGAGAAUAACAACUUCAGCAAGAUGGCGGAGGAGAAGCUGAUUCUGAAAAUGGAACAAAUUAAGGAAAACCGUGAGGCUAAUCUAGCUGCUAUCAUUGAACGUCUGCAGGAAAAGGAGAGGCACGCUGCGGAGGUGCGCAGGAACAAAGAGCUCCAGGUUGAACUGUCUGGCUGAAGCAAUGGCGGGUAUGGCACGCCCCUCCCAUAGUAAAUCCCUCUGCCUAUAUUAUAAUGGAUCAUGAGAUAUCAGUAUGGGAAAUGUAUGACAUGGUUUAAAAAGAACUCAUUAUUAAAAACAAAACAAAAAACAGAAUCAAAAAUAAAAUAAAAUCAAUG